Molecule: messenger RNA, 10045 nt
Organism: Thamnophis elegans (Western terrestrial garter snake)
Lineage: Eukaryota; Metazoa; Chordata; Lepidosauria; Squamata; Natricidae
Gene: MLLT6
Product: MLLT6, PHD finger containing
Exons: 20
Coding region: 2591-5743 (1050 amino acids)
Biological process (GO): regulation of transcription by RNA polymerase II
Cellular component (GO): nucleus
Molecular function (GO): nucleosome binding; histone binding
Source: RefSeq, a predicted model, not a curated record
UUCUGACAUAAUGCCUGACAAAGCAUAGAAGAUAUUUGCUGAUUUCCUUUGAAUCUGCACAAGAGCAAUAGAGCUAUAUUUUUAGCACAGCACAGGGAUUUUCCUUCUGCUUCUCUGUCCACCUUUAUGUAAUUGUGUGCAAAAGGGUACACGUGCCAUUUCACAUCCACUACAUUGGGGGUCCCCAACCCACGGUCCGUGGAUAACAAGCGGCAUGCCAGCAACUAGGUUGCAGAAACAAGCAAAAUUAAAACCCCAUCCGUGAGAUGCAGGCAGCACCAUGCCCCUCUGGUCCACGGAAGAACCUCUUUCCACAGAACCGGUUUCAAGUGCCCAAAGGUUUGGGAACGACUGCACUACAGAGUGAUGGAACAAAUCAGUAGCUGGUAAAUUAAAAUGGUUCAGAGCAAGUCGAAAUUGUGCUAUAGUUCAACUGACAGCACAAUAAGUACUUUGACCCUAUGUCCUUGCUGCUUCAAGGCAAGAUAGCAUAACAUAAUAGUGAGAUGAUAUGACUAGCCCCACACCUCCCAAUUGCUUUUUGAACAAAAUGUAGAGGUACCUGGGAAGUUGGCAUUUGUUGCCAAAUUCUAAAUAAAAUGAUGCCUGUGACCCACUGUCGUUGUGAUGCCAAUCAUUUUUUUAAAAAUUCAAUUCAGAACAAAGUGUAAGAGGAGCGGCAUGAGAAGAAGCAUAAUGAUGAUGCACACAAUUUACAGUCAGGCUCGCUCUGUUCCUAGUGCAGGACUGUGAUUAUUGGUGACAUGCUUAGAGGAACAGUAAAACGAGUAAUCAACCAAUCAUUUUGCUUAUCAUGUGUUACACAUGUAUAAUCAGAACAGGAGUAUUUCAACAGUAAGCCAGAACAGCAGGCAAGCUUAAGAGUCUGCAGUGGAGGCAGUGAGUUUUAUAAGUUGAGUUUCCUGCACACCCAAUGGAUAUCCAUCAGAAGGGAAAGAUCCAUAAAAGUGACUAAUAACUCCCGUCCCUCACAAAUUUAAUUAGUCCUUUCUUAAAACCAUUUCUGAAAUGGGUGACACCAUGGGUGAUGUUGGCAAACUCACUUAACUUUAUGUUCAUCAAUAAGUACUUCUUUUUACCAAUUCUUAAUCUUUUCUUAGUUUUACCAGGCAACCUGAAUUCUAGUGUUGUAAGAAAUGGACACUUUUUACCAUGCAAGAUUUACAAAUUGCUGUCAUGUGACCUCUUUCCUUUCUUUGCACAAAUCUUAUUACUUUGAUUCUACUGCAAACAGAUGCUUAAGAAGAAUCCAUAUCCAGGAUAAGAUUGAAUUAAUAUUCUCCUUCUCCCAUUUUUCUCUCACAUAAUUUCAUUUUGAAGCAGCUGUCCAGAUGCUGUCUAACGCCUGCUCCAAUAUAUUGGCCAAAUUUGCUUUCCCAAAUUUUCAGUCACUAUAUAAGCCAAAAUGAAAGUGAGACAUUUUGAUUAGUGCUAGUGAAGUGUAUCUCUAGUUUCCUUGAUUCUUCUUUGUGAUUCAACACAGCUACCUCAGAUUUUGUCUGGUUUGGGAUAGUUAUACAUUUAUACAUGUUUCUUUUUUUUUUGAAUGGCUAUCAGCCAGGAGUUAUAUAGUUUUAAAUUGCUAUUUUAUUGCACACUGAAUAAAUGUAUAUGUUGUACCCUAUGGGUUGUAGCAAUAAAUCAUAACUAAUUGAUAUAAACUAGGCAGAUUUUGAAGCCCACACGCGCUCUUUCUUUUCCUCCUCCCCCGUAAAGAUAUGUUUAUUCGCUGCUGUGGCCAAAAGGUGGCGCUGAUGACGUUUUUAUCUGUCAAUCGUUAGAUAAUAGGUUUUUAAGCGAGUGUAAUAUUCCUCCCCCCCCCCUUUUCUUCUUUUUUUCCUCGCUCCAUUGCCCCAUAUUGGACAAUAAACAAGAGAGGAAAAACGGAAAAGAGAGAAAGAAAGAGAAAUGGGGGGGGGGAAGUGUUACCGUACUUUAGAUGCUAACUCCGUCUCUCCCUCCCUGCCUCGAGGAAGCCGGAAAAAGAAACAAAUAGCAGCCCCCCCCCCCCUCAAUCCUUCAGCAUGGUUACAGAAAAGCGGGUCGCGGGGUGCAAAUGGGGAAGAGAAAAGCUGCAAUAAAGCCGAAUAAAGGUCCCGCACACCUAGCUCCAGCGCGCCCCGGUUGCCCUCCGAACCUAAGACUUCAGAGCCAUAAUUGCUCGCGCGGUCGGCUGCAAGCAGCCCGGGCGACGUUGUGUGCGUGUGUGCGCGCGUGAGCGUCGGGUGUCGGUGAGUGUGUGUCGGUGUGCCUGGGGACCAGCCACCGCGUCUGCCCGAGCUCAGCGCCAGAGAUGCCGCCAACCUCUCCUUUGCAAAUAACAAUGUGGCAUUUUCGUCCGGGGGGGAGGCGUCCGAGCCUUCUGCCUUCUUCCCCGUCAUAGCGGAUUGUGUGCGGGGGCAUAUCUUUUACAUAUCAAGGCGGGUCGGGGGAGGAGAGAAGGCCCGAGAUCAAGAAGAGGAAGAAAAGGACGAGGGAGUAAAUGCGUGCUUGGAAACAGUCGUGCCAGCAGUAACACAACAAGGGGGUGGUGGGGUGGGAAAUCAGCAAAAAAGAAACUUAUGGAAGAAUGAAGGAGAUGGUGGGCGGCUGCUGCGUCUGUUCUGAUGAACGCGGCUGGGCUGAAAACCCCCUGGUCUACUGUGAUGGGCAUGGCUGUAACGUGGCGGUGCAUCAAGCAUGCUAUGGAAUUGUUCAAGUUCCCACUGGACCAUGGUUCUGUCGAAAAUGUGAAUCGCAAGAAAGAGCCGCCAGGGUGAGAUGUGAGCUAUGUCCUCAUAAAGAUGGAGCACUGAAGCGGACUGAUAGUGGAGGCUGGGCCCAUGUUGUCUGUGCUCUAUAUAUCCCUGAGGUGCAGUUUGCGAAUGUUCUCACUAUGGAGCCUAUUGUCCUCCAGUAUGUGCCCCAUGACCGCUUCAACAAGACUUGUUACAUCUGUGAAGAACAGGGAAGGGAGAGCAAAGCAGCUUCUGGAGCCUGCAUGACUUGCAAUCGUCAUGGUUGUCGGCAAGCCUUCCAUGUUACCUGUGCUCAAAUGGCUGGACUUUUGUGUGAAGAAGAAGUCUUGGAAGUUGAUAAUGUGAAAUACUGUGGCUAUUGCAAGUACCAUUUCAAUAAAAUGAAGACAUCACGCCAUUUUGGAGGUGGUUCUUUUAUUGGAGGAAGGAGGAGUCGGUCAGCAUCCCCUACACAAGAGAAGCAUGUGUCUCAUCAUGAGAAACCAAAGAAGAGUCGAAAAGACAAAGAAAGGCCUAAACAGAAGCACAAGAAGCAUUCAGAAAUUGAAGCCACAGAUCUCACACUGUCUUCCACACCCAUAGUUACUGAGAAGCAGAGCUCCACCAACCACCACGAGAGCAGUAAAGAAGCCUCAGAGAUCAUCAGGUCGGAGGUGAAAGGCAAAAGAUCUUCAAGCCAUGGCACAAGCCACAAAACCAAGAAGUCUGGAAGUGGGAAAAGCUCUAUAGGUUUUGGCUCAUCUUCAUCCAGUGUAACAUUUCCACCAGCAGGUACCUCAUGCAGCUCCUUGCCCUUCUCCCAGGACUUUGUAACCUUUCCAAAGCUUGAGCAGCAGCCACCUGAGGAAGAGAAAUACCACAAACCUAUCUCUUCAUCCUCGUCUUCCGCCCACUGCUCUCCAUUGUCUGAAGGGCAGAAAAGUGAUGUCUUUGAGCAGAAGGUGAUCUUUUCAGGUUUUGGCUCCAUCAUGCGUUUCUCCACCUCAGCCGUGAGUCAGCAGAGGGGACGGGAUGCUUCCCCUAUGGACUACAAGACCUCCAACUCUACUGGUGGCACCCCAAGUGGGAGUGGUGGAGUCAGCAGUGGCAGCAGCCACAAGCGCAUGCCGUCUCUUAGUGGGGAAGACGUAGAGGUCGUGAAAGAAAAAAAGCACAAGACCAAUAAGAAAAGCAAGCAUGGACCAGGAAGGCCCAAGGGUAGCAAGAAUAAAGAAGUGCCAGGUACCCAACUGGUUGGCCCUCCAGCUGCCUCUUCUUUGCCUUUCUCUGGGAGUUCCCUGGUCAGCUCCAGCAUCAGUGGGUCUUCACGUUCAUUCAGCCAUGGAUCCACCCUUCCAAGCCUCAGCCUAGAAUCACCACUUAUGGGAUCAGGGAUCUAUACCAGUAACAAGGAUCCCAUUUCUCACGGGGGCGGGUUGCUGAGAACUGUGUGCAGCACUCCCCUCUCCUCUAAUCUUCUGCCUCACCAAGGCACCUCAUCACUCCCCCAGCUCACCCGCUCACCUUUUGCUGGCACCAUUCCAUCCUCCUCCUCUUCCUCCGUCUCUACUACCCAGGUCUUCUCACUGGCAGGAUCCACAUUUAGCCUCCCUUCCUCACACAUUUUUGGAAGUCCCCUCACCUCUGGACUGUCGUUAAAUCCUCUGCUCAACCAACCUGAAAACAACAGAACAGAACCAGAUUUGGAAGACUGCAAUUUUGCUUGCCGAGGGUCAUCACCCCAAGAAAGUCUUUCUUCCAUGUCUCCCAUCAGCAGCCUCCCUACUCUCUUUGACCAGACGGUAUCAACUAGCAGUGGACAACUGGAAAAUGUCCCCCAGGCCACACCAAACAUUGAGCAGCUCCUGGAGAAACAGGGCAAUGGAGAAGCUGGUGUCAAUAUUGUAGAGAUGCUCAAGGCACUUCAUUCACUACAGAAAGAAAAUCAGCGCCUUCAGGAACAGAUCAUGACUUUGGCAGCUAAAAAGGAGCGCCUGCAGCUUCUAAAUGUUCAGCUCUCUGUUCCCUUCCAAAUGGUGACCACCAGCAAUGGCCCCCCAAGCCAGACCCAAUACAUCCUAGCUCCCAACACCUACAACAGUGACUCAUUUAGUAUCAGCAAGAGCUCCCCAUGCAAGAAUAGUUUUGGUAUCGAGAAUGCACUGUCCACUUCCUCUGAGGAUCUUCAUUCAGGAUGCCCAAGCAGGAGCAGCUCUUCUCUGUCUUUCCACAGCACACCACCACCUCUGCCCUUGCUGCAGCAAAGCCCUGCCUCCCUUCCUCUAACUACUGGGGUCCAACAGCAGCCACCCCCACCACCAGUGAAUGGCCUGAGCAGAGCUAUGGGGACUGUUCAUGGGGGAAGUGCCACAGCUACUCACAGCCUUGUGGAUGGUCUCCUUGGCAGCCUGGCAGGAGGGCAACAGGUCCCCCUCAAUGGCAUCCUAGGAAGUUUAAAUGGCACUUUGGCCACCCAGACCCAGAAUCCAGUACUGGCACAAACCAGUGGUCACCCUGGUCUGCAGCUCUCCAUGAGCCAAAGCAGUAUACCUAAUGUGACUCACUUGUCAGAACAGCAGCGGCAGCUGCUCAGCCAGCCUGAGCUGCAAUUGCAGCAGCUCCUAACAUCGCAGCCACUCAACCCGGAGCAGCAGACAUUGAUAUUCCAGAUGAUUCAACAAAUUCAGCACAAAAGAGAAUUGCAGCGGCUCCAGAUGACCGGUUCCUCCAUGACUGGCCUUGGCCCAGUGACCACCACGUCCCUUCUCCACUCCAGCAAUAAUGCACCAUCAGCUGCCAACAGUGCUCUCCUGGCCUCCAUCUCCCCUCAACAGCUUAAUCCUGCCAGCUCACUGAUGGCUUCCCCACCGCUCAGCACCCCUGGGAACAGCCUGAUGUCAGCAGCAGGAGCUGUUAUUCCACCUGUCCUCACAGCCCAAACAAACCCUUUCCUCAACCUGCAGGGCGACAGCAGCAGCCAGAAAGGAAUGGUGAGCAUCUUAUAAGAAGGCCAGAAGCAAGAGCAUAAAUGAAAAGGGAGGUGCCUCAGUGCAAGACAAAGGCUAACUUUUGGUGAUACUGGGCUGCUUUCUCUGCCAUAAGAAAACAGUCUCCUUGAACCUUGGAUCCCAAAACGUAGAGCAACCAUAUGAAAGGCUUCCGAGAAAGUCUUCCUUGCCACAGUCACAGUGACGCCAAGCGGAGGCAUGCCAGAAGUCUACGUUCCUCGGUUCUGAGCCUGUCAUUUAGUGCCCUUCUAAAAGAGACUGGUGGUGUGAACACCUCCUUUCCCUUGUUGGCUUGGUCUAUUCUUCUGCACUUAAGUCAUAAAACGUUGCACUUCAGAUGGAAAGGAUGAAGCAAUGUUUGCCAUCCAAGAAUAUCCCCUCAAAGAUGGGACAUAUGAGCUGGACACAACCACAAUCACCUGGUGAUUAAUGUUAUUUUUGCAGAGCAUGUUAUUUCCAAAUCAGGAUUAAGAAAUCCAUCAAUAUUCCCCUGUAAGAAGAUCCAGCUACAGCACAACAGGAUCAGAUGUUUUUGAGGUUUCCAAUAAGUAACUUGGAAGGGUUGGAAAAGUGGUAUUUGGAGGUCCAUGUACAUGAAUCCUACACAAAGGAUUUCACUCCCAUAGGCAUUUCAAAUGUCUACAUCUUAACUGACACCUGCUGAGGUACAAUUUAUCUGGGAAUGAAAAGCUAAUCCUGCAUAACUGAGAACAGUUACCUUGGUUUCCCCAAAGCUCUGCCAGCCACAUGUCUUAAAAAAAAACUACCUGAAGGAAAUGGCCUCAUUUUCUCCAUCUUUGACCAAGGGACUCAUCUUUCUGUCCUUCAGAAGUCUUUGCAGAUAGUGUAUGCUUACCAAUAAUCCAGAGUUGGUGCUGAGCUAUUUCCAGCCACUCAGAAAGAGUUUCUUGUUCUCUGUCACAUCAACCACUCAAAAGCCCAACACCAAAGAGGCAGAACAAAGGUUUUGUCUAAUGGCAGGAGCUAUUCCAACCAUCUCCAAAAUCAGCUGGUAAGAACAUCUUUCCUGUGAAACAGAUCUCACACAUAUCCCAUCUAAGGAGAAUACAGGUCUUCCCAUCACUGGAAGAUCUAUUCCCAUCUCCUUUUUGUAACCAGAUGGUUUAGCAACAGUAUGAAUUUCCUUCUCCUUCCAGGGAUUGGGGGGGGGGGGGGAUGAAAUGACAGCAAGAUCAGAUAUUCUGAGGAAACCAGCUCAAUUUUGUCUUUGUUGGAUAAAUCCAGGUCUCUUAAAAAGAAAGAUUCUGGGUAAUAGAAUCACCUAGGGCCUUUCAAAGUUUUCCUACUUCCAUAAAUAUACAGUCAUUUUAGGUUUAUUCUUGCCAUCUGCUACAAUUUGCACUAUUUUCAACCACUGGUGGUGAGCAAGUACCAGUACUUAUGAUACCAUAAUAACCACUGUUGUAUAAAAUAAUGUUUGGGAGAUUUUUCCCUAUUGUUUGAACAAAGCAACAGUAUCUAUCAGAUAGAUGAGUUGGAGUCUUAAAAAAUAAGACACCGAAGCAACUUUUCAUGAUGUUUUUUCUUUGAUUUGUUUUAUUUUAUUCAGACAGAUACGUUUAGCUCCAAGCUUUGAGUUUGUGUGUGCACACUUACCCACAAUUUAAAGGUUUGUUUGUUUAUUCUUUUGAAGUUGUUUUACUAGCUCCUAAAAACUGUCAAAAACAAUAAAUUUUCCAAAUGACAACUGGGAAGUUUUCUUUCCAAUCAUGGCAGCUUUGGCACAGGUUAAGGAGCAGAUUGAACACUUGACUCACAUUUCAACUGAGUGUAAACAUAGUUUUUUUAAUCAGAAAACUAAGCCAUCUCAAUACACUUACUCUUUAGAUAGCCAACUCAUCUUUAAAAUCUAUCCAGACCAGUGCAUUCCGGUUUUAUUUUGUCCUUCAUUAGCAUGUUUAUAGUAUUUUUUUUGUCCUUAUUCAGCUGCCAUAAUACACAAUGGCUAUGAGUUAUGAUGGAAGUACUUUGAAGUGGAGGCUAAAUCCAACUUUUGUUCCCCUUUUCAGGCGACUAAUGGGCAGUAUCUCCAGAAUUCUUAUUGCAACCUGCAACCACAUUGCAGAAAAUUGUUGUUCUAUAGCACCAGCAAAAUUGAUAAUCCUAUGACUUUUGUCUUCUUAUCUUGGCGCUGGGGGAAAAGAUUUUUUACAACUACAACUUCUCUGCUAGAAUUGCAAAUAUGAUUUUUUAAAAAAUAUUGCCAUUAAUAAAUGCUUGAUAUAGUGCUGCACCAGAAGGAGUAGUAGAGCAAAUUGAUUAUUAAAAUAUUUUGGAAAAGAGUUAUUUAAAUAUACAAAAGCUGAAAAUAAUUACCAUUCUAUCUAAAAUAUUGUGGAGGGGGGGAUACUUUUCUCUGCAAUGAGAGAGAAACUAGACAUUGCAAAAGAAAAGGAAUGUUCAACCCCAUAUUUUCAUUGUAAUAAUUAGUGGAUUGGGAAAAGGCAUUUGGAGAAGAGAAUUAAAAGUUGGGAAGGAACUGUCCGUGUGAUACUGCACAUUUGCUCAUUCAAGGCUUGCAUUCUAAAAUCUGAUAUUACUGAUUUCUUGCUAGCCCAUAAAGCUUUUGUAGGGAUAUUUUUUUUCUCCUUUAAGGCUUUUUCUGUUUGUAUUGUGCUUUGAGCCACAAGGUGGAUAAUCUGUAUUCCUCCAAAUAUUGGUGAACAUUAAUUCUCAGGAACCCUAUUCAAUAUAAUCUAUUAUGGACAAUGCUGGGAUCUGUGGUUCAGGAUCACCUGAAGAACCUUAUGUUGAGGAAUGGCACAGUUCUACAAAGCCCUCAUUGCACAAGAUCACAACACUGCAUUUGGCCAUGUUUUGUGACUUUAAGUGCUCGGAAAGUGGGAGGUAUCAAUCCGCAGUUGAGCUACCAUACAAAAGUUGAAAAAAGUUUUAACAUCAGAAAUAUAGUUCAUCUUUACAUUUAUAUACUAUGUUUCCUAUGGAAACAUAAGUUGAAAUACAUAAAAAUCACCCCUUUCUUCACAUAACAAAAGUAUGAGAUAGAUUGGAAUAGUCUGCUAUUGCUAUUGGUCUAAAAUUAUCCACUGAAGUUUAUGGUGAAAGGAGAACUUGAACCUGAGUUUUCAUAGUCCUGUCUAACACCUGAACCAUUAAUCCACGAUGGCUGAAUGAAUUGAACUGAAAAUCAAUAAUGAAUAGAUAAUUCAGUCUUUGGGCAGCAGUUGAUACUAAGGCUGAAUUCAAUUCGUGAUCCUUUGUAUCAAAUGUUCCUGAUCGGCAAUUCAUCUGGCUAGAGACACAAUAGUUUAGAUUGUCCCACCUGAUAUCUAUAGGCCAAAGUAGAGGACAUAGAGAAGGGCAGGAGGAAGAAUCACAGCCAAGGCAAUAAUCAGACUGGCAUAUUUUGAACCCUUUCCAUCAAGUUAGUUUGAGUUAAUAUCUCAGUCUUUCCCUAGUAUGAAGGUAAAGUAAGGGAGGGGAGAAGCAGAUACAGACUUGCAGGUUUCUGUAAUUAUAGCUGUCACAAUAAAACUAGCCCUGUCCUAUAGGGGUUUGGAUUUGCCUUGAAGGGUUGCCAUCCAUGCAGUAUCCCUAUUGAGUCCCCAAUGAAUUGUAAGUGGCAGAAUCCACAGGACAGAAUUAUAUACAUGACUCAGUAAUACUAUUGCUUCUUGCACUCAAGGCUACACAUUCAGAAACACAGUUAGGGUAUAUUUAAGACAUGUCUGCACCCAAAAGAUCAAUUAGAUGCUUUCUGAAAGCGUUCUAAGAAUAUUCCAUUUUUGCGGGGGUGGAGGGUUCCAAAUUUUGCAUCUAAGAUGCAAAACUCCAGAUCACUACUGGAUGGGAAAAAAGUGUACAUAUUUACUAUCAUAUAGUGGUAUCUGGAUUUUUGAAGCCUGAAUCUGACAGCCCUACUACUUCAUGACCAGAAAGGUUCCUAGCAUAUUAUAUGGAGGAGUAAAUAAACAGCUGGUGCUUAGUGGCAAUUUGAAAGGCUGAAAAGACCUUUCUUUGAUAAUCUAAGGAAUAAGUGCUUUUACAAAGCUCCAUUUCUCUUCCCACGGAGAGCUCGGUACAGCAAUUUCCUUCAGCAAUAGAAACCUUGUGGAGCUACGUUAGACAUUUUGGCUGUAUAGACAUUCUAUUUACAUUUGAGAAAAAAGUUAUACUGUGCAUCAAGGAAAAAGCCAUCUUGGAGGUUAGGCUGGCUUGUGGAACAUUCUGGAAUACCACUUCCUUGUCUCUCCAGGAAUACUGUAUGUAACACAUAAAAAUCAAGUGCAAUUCUGAAAAAGUCCCAAGCAAGCACUA